This is a messenger RNA of Epinephelus lanceolatus (giant grouper), 5719 nucleotides long. Its product is annotated as semaphorin-5B-like. The record is from RefSeq and is a predicted model, not a curated record. Gene Ontology annotation, biological process: neural crest cell migration; positive regulation of cell migration; semaphorin-plexin signaling pathway. Gene Ontology annotation, molecular function: chemorepellent activity; semaphorin receptor binding. NCBI's taxonomy places the organism in Eukaryota, Metazoa, Chordata, Actinopteri, Perciformes, Serranidae. Gene Ontology annotation, cellular component: plasma membrane.
CCAGAUCUACCACCAUAUAACAGGGACGAGCCGCAGCAGAGUCCAGACCUCUGGAUAGCGGGCUGCUGUGAACCUGCACCACCUCCCGUCUCUGAAACCUGACUGAUUAAACUCGCAGGAGGACUUCCAUGAUGAAUAAAAAGUGAAAGGAUCUGUGCCAGCCGUUUGUCUCCCGGAUCAGUUUGGUGAUGGUGAGCAAGUGUUUCCUGAGGACCUGAUAGAAGACUGGAUGUGGUUGUAACUAUGGUUACGUCAGGGUGGGGGGCGUGGGCCCUCUCCCCCUGUGGCCUCGUGCUGAUCAUCUGUUCGUCUGUGUGUCUGUCCCAGCAGCCUCACAUCAAACCAGUGGACUGUAGUCGAAAGGAGCAUCCUGUUGUCUCUUACCAAGCGCUGAGGCCGUGGAUGUCGGAGUUCUCCCACCCAGGAGUGAAGGAUUUCUCCCAGCUGGCCCUGGACCUGAGCAGAAACCAGCUGAUUGUGGGAGCAAGAAACUUCCUCUUUAGACUGAAUUUGAGUGACGCCUCGCUUAUACAGGAGGCAGAAUGGGCGCCCGAUGAAGACACAAAGCGCUCAUGUCAGAGCAAGGGGAAGUCUGAGGAGGAGUGUCAAAACUACAUCCGGGUUUUGCUUAUAAGUGGGGGGACGCUCUUCAUGUGUGGUACCAAUGCUUUCACCCCAGUCUGCAUAAACAGGAAGAUUGAUAAUAUCAGCCAGGUGUUGGACACAGUGAAUGGUGUUGCCCGCUGUCCCUAUGACCCACGCCACAACUCCACUGCCAUGGUAACAGAGCGGGGCGAGUUGUAUGCUGCAACAGUGAUCGACUUCUCAGGACGUGACCCCGUCAUCUACAGGAGCCUGGGGAACAUGCCGCCACUGCGCACCGCCCAGUACAACUCCAAAUGGCUCAACGAGCCUAAUUUCGUGUCUGUGUAUGAGAUCGGUCGGUUUGCCUACUUCUUCCUGAGAGAAACUGCUGUUGAAAAUGACUGUGGGAAGAUAGUGUUCUCUCGCGUGGCCCGGGUCUGUAAGAACGAUAUGGGUGGACGUUUCCUGUUGGAAGACACCUGGACCACCUUCAUGAAGGCCAGACUCAACUGCUCACGCUCAGGAGAAAUCCCCUUUUACUACAACGAGCUGCAGAGCACCUUUUACUUACCAGAGCAGGACCUGAUCUAUGGCAUCUUCACCACUAACGUGAACAGUAUAUCAGCUUCUGCCGUCUGUGCCUUCAAUCUGAGUUCCAUCACCCAGGCCUUCAACGGACCCUUCCGCUACCAGGAGAACCCCCGCACCGCCUGGCUCUCCACCCCAAACCCCAUACCCAAUUUUCAGUGUGGCACACUGGAGGAGGGAGGUCCCGGGGGGAACUUGACAGAGCGCAGCCUCCAGGAUGCCCAGCGACUCUUCCUCAUGAACGAUGUGGUCCAGCCGGUCACCAUCAACCCUCUGCUCACCCAGGACAACCUGCGAUUCUCCAAGCUGGUGGUGGACAUCGUGCAGGGCCGAGACACCCUCUACCAUGUCAUGUACAUUGGCACUGAGUACGGCACCAUCCUGAAGACUCUCUCCACAACCAAUAAAAGCCUUCAAGGCUGCUACCUGGAGGAGCUCAGGCUUCUCCCUCAAGGGCAGAUCGGACCAAUCAAGAGCCUGCAGAUCCUCCACAGUGACAGAUCUCUGAUAGUUGGGCUUGAUGACAGACUGGUGAAGAUCCCAUUAGAGCGCUGCUCCAGCUAUCCAACUGAACGUCAGUGCAUGGAAGCUCGGGACCCUUACUGCGGCUGGGAUCACAAACAGAAGCACUGCACCACCAUCGAGGAGAGCUCCAACAUGAACCAGUGGACCCAAAACAUCACUGAGUGCCCAGUGAGGAACUUGACACAGGAUGGCGGUUUUGGUUCUUGGGCGCCAUGGCAACCUUGUAACCAUGAUGACGGCGAGGGCUCCGUCAGCAGCUGUGCGUGCCGGUCACGCUCGUGUGACGGACCUCUGGCCCGAUGUGGCGGGGUCGAAUGUAAAGGCCCAACUAUCCAGGUGGCAAACUGUUCCAGGAAUGGCGGCUGGACUCCCUGGUCUUCAUGGGGCCAGUGCAGCAGCAGCUGUGGUAUCGGAUUUGAGGUGAGGCAGCGGUCCUGCAACAACCCCUCUCCUCGCCACGGCGGUCGAAUCUGUGUUGGCCAGGGUCGAGAGGAGAGGCUGUGCAAUGAGAAAAAGCCGUGUCCCCUGCCCGUGUUGUGGACAGCGUGGGGCCCCUGGGCUCACUGCAGUGCUGAAUGUGGAGGGGGCGUCCACUCCAGGACCAGAACCUGCGAGAAUGGCAACAGCUGUCCUGGAUGCUCCACGGAGUAUAAGGCCUGUAACCUGGAGGCCUGCCCUGAGGUGCGCCGCAACACCCCCUGGACUCCCUGGAUGCCAGUCAAUGUCAGUCAAGAUGGGUCAAGGCAGGAGCAGAGAUUCAGGUACACCUGCCGGGCACUGCUCCCCGACCCCCAGCAACUCCAGCUGGGCAAGAAGAAGAUGGAAACCCGGUUCUGCCCCAAUGACGGGUCUGGAGCCUGCCAGACUGACUCUCUGGUUGAAGACUUGGUGAAGACUAGUGGGCGAACUCUGUCCCAGCCCCAAGGUGUGCGCUGGGGAUUGUGGGAAACCUGGUCCAGCUGUUCUCAGCAGUGUUCCAGAGGCUUCCGAACCCGCAAACGUAGCUGCUCGACCGCAGAGGGCAGGACCAACCCCAGCGCCUGCGUAGGAUCCCCAGUGGAGUAUCAGGACUGCAACACUAAACCGUGCCCAGUGAGUGGAGCCUGGUCCUGCUGGUCCUCCUGGUCACAGUGCUCGGCCAGCUGUGGGGGCGGACACUACCAGCGGACUCGGACGUGCAGCAACCCACCACCCGCCAGCGGAGGAGACAUCUGUAUAGGCCUGCACACUGAGGAGGCGCUCUGUAAUACACAUGCCUGCGAAGAUUGGGGUGAAUGGACAGAGUGGGGGGACUGUGAUGAAGACGGUCGGCAGCAUCGCACUCGUCGCUGCAGCGAGGACCAGCAGGCUGAGGCCAGCCUCUGCCAGGGUAACAUCACCCAGUCCCGGCCCUGCCAGCCUCACGAGGUGCCAGUUAUUUUACCCGGACAGGAGGACCAGAGCUGUGGAACCUUUACUUUGUUCCAGUUAGUAGCUGUGGGCUCGGCCAGUUUCUUCGCAGCAGCAUUACUGUCAGCACUGGCCUACACCUAUUGCCACCAGCUGAACCGACCAUCAGCAGAGUCUGCGGUCAUCCACCCCAGCACACCCAACCACCUCACCUACAACAAGCAGGGCAACGCCACGCCAAAGAAUGAGAAAUACAUCCCCAUGGAAUUUAAGACUCUAAACAAGAACAAUCUCCACGUGAACGACGAGACGUGCAACCACUUCCCCUCCCCGCUGCCCUCCAGCAACAUGUUCACCACCACCUACUACCCACCCAGCCUGAGCAAGUACGACUUCCAUCCAGACUCCCCCUGCAGGACCUACAUGCACAGCUGAGAGGAGGCCAGGCUCUGAAAACAAACCAGCCCUCUUCACUCACCCAAACACCACCCUGAAGUGUUUCCUCAUUCAAAGAAUACACCAAGAUUUUUGAUCCUGUUACUCCAGAAGUAAACACUGAAAUUGCUCUCAUGUUCCUCACAAAUUUUUGGAUCUGUUAAUGAGAUCUUAAAGUCUUGCUUCACCCAAAUUACACUUAUUUUUUGUGGUAUCUUGCCAUGCAGAUGGUUUUGGUUUGAUUUGCCCAGGUGCUACAGUACCAGAAUUUCGUUUCUUGCACCGACAUCAACUAAAAAUUACAUUUUAAAACAAUUUAUCAUCUUUUCCAGAAACAUUGUUUUCUUUCCAUCAUGCACAGUUGCUACAUUACGUGCAGUUUUUCGUUUGUGAGUCACGACAGCAGAGAAGUUUAAAGCGGGAAUGCAGGACUAUUACAUAUAAAUAACGUCUGUUUCACACACAGUGCUCAUCAAGCCUAUGCCGUCUGGUAAAGCUCUCUGUAUUAUUCACUAUAGCAGAGCUGUGGUGUCUGUGGCAACUUUGCCACACUGGCGCACUGGGAGUAAUGUGUUUCAUAACUCCAUACCAGCAGGCGGCGGUAGUCUGUAUUUGUGAUUAAAAAAAGGGAAACCAGAGGACCGACGGGACAGAUUAAAGAUGCUAAUUAGCCAGCUAGCACAUUAACAACACAACACAUUGUUAAAAGAACAAAUGAUAUUUACUGUGCACUCGCAAACAUAAAUACAAACAAAUACAUAGCCUACUGGCUAAAAAAAAAUAUCUUACCUGAUAUAAAAAGUUUGUGUUAAUCUCACGCCCUCUUGACUGAGGCUGUCUGUUUGCUGUCCUCACUUCCGUUCUGCAGGACACAACAAAAUAACUAGGGCAACAGAUGCUCACCGUUGCGCUGACAUUGACCAACGGCUAGCCAUCAGCGUGGUGUUUCGGGGCCCUCAAAAAUACCAAGUUUAGUACCCAACUGGGAGGGGGAGAGUCCAUAGCAACAGAGCAGCAGCUAGAAUUGUGGCAGAAAAUCCUAAGAAGUGCCCAGGAAAAGUUUCUGGAGUGGGUGCUCCCAUUAAAAAAAACCUUGAUGUUCAGAGAAUGGACUAAAGUUAAAAAAAAAGAAAGAAAGUGAUCGCGGGAGCUCAUCUGCAGGCAAACGUCAUAAGCGCGUCAAUAGUGUUUGUGUAAUUACUGUUACUUCUGGAGGGGGGAGACAAAAGUUAGACUUGGGUACACACCGAAACACUCUUGAAUUUAUCAUUGCAUUAAAUCUUAUCCAGUAGCAUUAAUGUGACUUUGGGUGUCCUUUUAGUUGUUUAGUAACAAGGAGCUGAGUGUAGCCACUGUCCUUGUUUCAAAUUUCAGGAUGCAUCUGUGUGCCACAACCAACACAAAAGGUAUGCAGCAGCUUUUACCUCCCCAUGUUUUCAUCUGUUCUCUAAAUGAAACCAGCACCUACAGUUCAGGUGCCCCCCCCUCCUUCUUACGUCACCCACCCUGAGGUGCUCUGUUUGUGCUCAGGGCAGUUUGAGAGCAGGGUAGGACCCAGAGCUCCAGGCCUUCUGGUAGACUUCCUGGACAAUGUGCGUACCUGGAUUUCCACUGGACUGAGAGGAGACUCAUCUGCUGGUUGUUAUUUGGGGGAUUUUCCUUUUCCUCAUUUUCAGCAGGUGUGUUCGGAGGACUCAGUGACACUGUAAGAUAUUGUAGCUUGGACACUUAAGUGUGGGUUUGCCUCAGAAAAGACAGUGAUGUGAAUGAAGUGAAGAAACAAACAGAGACUUACAGACUUCUGAAUUAUUUGCUUUAAUUUUAAUGUUUAGCAGAAACCACAACAACACUGAAGAGGACAUUUCACACCUCACUACGUACUGUACUGUGUUAAAAAAAUGAACGUCUGUUGACUUCUCUGACAGCAGAUUAUAUGAGUUAUUUUAGGUGUAUUCACAGAUGUCACUGUUUGUUUUUGUAUCUGUAUCUGCUGAGAAAAAAUGAUUUAAUUUUGCGAACAUGUGGGUUAUUUUUUUGUCAGUCACACUCAUAUUUUCUGGAUGUUAAUGCAUUGAAGGAAUACUUCACCAGCAGAAUGGCUGUUUGUUAAUCAAUUUCUCGACACGAGUUACAGUGCCCUCCAAAAGUAUUGGAACAGUGAGUCCAAUUCGUUUACUUUUGUUGUAGACUGAAAACA